CGCGUUUCGCCCGCUCGGCCGCAGUCCGCCUCCGGUGUGUUCUGAAGAGUGAAGGAAGGGCGGUCGCCAUGCCGCUCAACAUUCCGGGCCUUCUCGUGCCCUUUCAUCUGCUGGUGAACCCGCGCCUUGUGCUUCCCUCCAUGGUCGUCAGAGACAUUCGCCAGCUUGACUUUCAUGCCCUGCGCCGCGCGGGAUAUCGGGGCGCCGUCUUCGACAAGGAUAACUGUCUGACGAUCCCCCACAAGGACCACCUCGUCCCCGAGCUCGAGGAUGCCUGGGCUGAAUGCCGCGCCGCCUUCGGCCCCGAUCACGUCGUCGUCGUCUCCAACUCGGCCGGGACGCGCCAGCUCGACGCGGGCGCCAUCCAGGCCGAAGCCGUCGGCCACGCCCUCGGCGUCCCCGUCCUCUGCCACGCCGCCCUCAAGCCGUCCUACUCCUGCAUCAAGGACAUCCGCGCGUACUUUGCGGCCCUCCCGAAGCCGGUGCGCGACGACGAGCUCGUGGUCGUCGGCGACCGCGUUUUAACGGACGUCGUGAUGGCGCGGCGGAUGAAGGGCCCGCUGGCGGUGUGGACGACGGGGGUGUGGCAGAGGGAGGCGACGGUGAUGCGUCUGAUGGAGAGGGGGCUGGUGGAUGUGGUGAGGCGGUGGACGUCCCCGUUGGAUGAUCAGGCUACGCGCUCGUUUAUCCGCCAGAGCACGUCCGAUCUAGAAAAGUGACCGCUUGCAAUAUGUCAUCUCGUCUCCUGCUUUGCCUCUCUUCGGUGAUCGGAAUGUCGACGAUGUCCCAUACUUAGUAUGCGGGACGUUCUGGCACUUAUUCCGCAGCGCUCUCCUUAGGAUGUACUGCAAGAUAAUGCUAAUGCAGGGCGGGAUGUCGACUGA
This is a messenger RNA of Schizophyllum commune H4-8, 884 nucleotides long. Its product is annotated as HAD-superfamily phosphatase. The transcript has 3 exons. NCBI's taxonomy places the organism in Eukaryota, Fungi, Basidiomycota, Agaricomycetes, Agaricales, Schizophyllaceae. The record is from RefSeq and is a predicted model, not a curated record. Gene Ontology annotation, molecular function: phosphatidylglycerophosphatase activity. Bases 69 to 719 code for a protein of 216 amino acids.